AGUCAGCUGUCAAUAAAUUUGUAAUAACAAAACCACAGAAAUUUAACCUAAAAAAGAAAAGUAAAAUUGCCUAAUAUUUCGAAUAGUCAGUUACUAUGUUAACAAGACUCAAGUUCAGAAAAGAUUUAAGGGUAAUCGCACGGUGUUUGUCAGACAAAUCCAAGGAUAAUGAUGGGAAGCCUCAAGUAAUUCAAGAUGCCAAGAAGAAAACCGUAAAAAAUGAUCCGGCUACUGAAAAGAUUCAAGAACUGUUGAAAAGCAUGAUGGCACCUCCAAAAAUAAGUGAAGCUGAGUACAGAGAAAAAUUCGCAACAUCUCCAGAUACUAGGCGAAGUAAACAAGCGGACGAAAUAGAAGUGAAGACUGAAAAAAUAGAGGAGAGCAUCACAAAAGCUGCUAGUGAUGUUGCUCAAGCUAUCGGGGGUGAUGUCAAACAAACAGAAGCAGAACUUCUAUCUCGUGUACUUGGGAAAAUCAAUCAAACUUCUACCACUCUCAGUGACCUUUUAGUUGGGAUGAAGGUAGACAGAACAAUAGAACCUGAUGAAGUCCAAAAAAAACCAGAUACUAGAGAGCAGCAAGUGAAAAGACUUGUAAGCAAAGCAAAGACAACUGAAGCUUCUCCUACUAGAUAUUCACAACGGAAAUCAGCAUAUGUUCCCAAUGACAGGACAAGGCAAGGAAGAGACAGUAACAGAAGUGGUACUCCACAAAUCACAGAAAUUGAUAUAUUUGGGGGUGAGCCACUUGGUAUAUUCAAGACAACAGAACCAAACUAUGGAACAAAACUGGAUGUUUGGGAGAACCUAAAAAAACGAGAGCUAAGUUUAGCAACGGCACAGCCCCCGGCCAAUUAUUUCCAGAAAAUGAUCCUGUGGACCAAUCAGGGUAAAGUUUGGAAAUUCCCCAUUGACAACGAGCAAGGACUGGAAGAGGAACAAAAGAUACAUUUCUCCGAGCACAUAUUUUUGGACACACAUCUAGAAGACUGGUGCCCGAAGAAAGGACCGAUACGCCACUUCAUGGAGCUCGUCUGCGUCGGGCUCUCAAAGAAUCCAUUUUACACCGCCCAGGAAAAAAAAGAACACAUCAUGUGGUACAAAGACUAUUUUGUAACGAAAAAGGAUUUAUUGACCGAAGUAGGAGCUUGGGAUCUACCUAACAGCAACAAAGAGGCGUCGGUCUAAUUAUACAGUAUAGAGGGUAGUUCUGUUAAUAAAAUAAAUAAAUAAAUGUUUAGUUUACUUUAUUGCACCUACAAAAGUACACUUCGUUGUAACAAUGUCACAGAUCUAAAAUUAUUACUAGUAUUACUACAUUAAAACAAUGGACAUUAUAGUCUUAAUUGACUUAUUCAAAUGGAAUUACUUAAAACUUACCGAUUAAAUGAGAGCUUAAAAAUGCGACAUAAAUAUGAUAACCGUAGGAUAAAAAUAAACAAGACAUCAGAAACUACUUAAUAUUAUAAUAAUAUCCAAAACAGAUAUAAAAUAUUUGGAAGUAAAAAACCUUAAGUUCAUUAUGUCGCAUACAACCAUUUUUAAUUAACAUACUAAUAAUAAUAUUUGUGUGAAAAGGUAUACUCUUCGAUCGUUCGAAAAAAAAAAACCAAGGAACUCGUAUUAUCUAAGUACUUAAUUCUUAUAUUAGU
Bombyx mandarina (wild silkworm) is the source of this 1651-nucleotide messenger RNA. It is a transcript of the gene mRpS31, whose product is annotated as mitochondrial ribosomal protein S31. Gene Ontology annotation, cellular component: mitochondrial small ribosomal subunit. The record is from RefSeq and is a predicted model, not a curated record. Gene Ontology annotation, molecular function: structural constituent of ribosome. NCBI's taxonomy places the organism in Eukaryota, Metazoa, Arthropoda, Insecta, Lepidoptera, Bombycidae.